Trypanosoma rangeli is the source of this 591-nucleotide messenger RNA. RefSeq lists its product as uncharacterized. The transcript has a single exon. Bases 1 to 591 code for a protein of 196 amino acids. NCBI's taxonomy places the organism in Eukaryota, Euglenozoa, Kinetoplastea, Trypanosomatida, Trypanosomatidae. The record is from RefSeq and is a predicted model, not a curated record.
AUGGGCCUUCAUGAGUUCCAUGUUGAAGGCGGACGUUGGCUUCAACGAACUCACAAAGACGUUCUUCGCGUGAUUCCGGUGGAUCGCCACCAGGACCCUGGUGGCGUCAACUGCCAGGCCUGGCCCGCCAGAUCCAAAAGCACGGCCCGUACGGUCGUGCCAGUUGUCAAACGCAACGCCGCCCAAAAUGAAAGGGGGCACCUCACCACAGUUAAACAGUUUCGGGUGCAAGAGAAGGUAAUCCUGUGCAUCCAAGGCAAACAUAUUCCCAAAGGGAUUGAGCUCAUUCUCCAUCCUGGACUCCCACCCCUGCUCAUCCAUGGACGAGUCUGCUGGAACAUUCAUAUUGAUGCGGCGUCACGCAAUGAACCCCCCUCGAUACGACAGGUUGUGAACCUUCUCCACCUCGUCGACACGCCGCACAGUAUCAACCGCACUUUCCAAAGAGGUAUAGAGAAUGUCCACAUUGGAGUACACGAUGGCCUCCGCAAAGGAAUAGCUAUCAAUCACCAGCCGGAGCAACCCACGGUAGGUGGGCUGGCAAUAAUCUUCCUAAAGCUCAAAGUCGUCAAUGAACUCGAUCGAGAUUAA